AUAUAUUUGAGUUGUGGAAAGCCACGAAACUCACAAUAGAACAACCAAAACAAGUAGAUUUUAGAUAGAAAUGAAUAUGGGUGUCUUACAAUAUUAUUUCUCAAUCAAGGCUUUGCUUUGGGUUUUAGUGGUUUUUGUUCAAACUCAUGAGUACAUGGGUUGCUUGGAGGAAGAGAGAAUUGGUUUGCUUCACUUGAAGUCAUUUCUUAUUAUAUCGAUUCCGCCUCACACUCAGUCAGACUAUUUUCUUCCUUCAUGGGUCGACCUUGAGAAGAGUGAUUGUUGUGGUUGGGAGCGGGUCACAUGCAACUCCACCACAGGUCAUCAUGUGGUAGAAUUGUCCCUCGACAAUUUAAUGCCAGAUCCUUAUUACUCUCUUUAUCUCCAUUCCAAAAGGGAAUAUUUUGAGGAACAUCGAUGGUUGUUAAAUGUGUCUCUAUUUGAGCCUUUCAAAGAGUUAAGAAGUCUUGAUCUAUCUCUUAAUGGAAUCAAUGGUUGCAUACCAGAUGAUCAAGGAUUUGAAAAGCUUUCAACCCUAAGGAAUCUGGAAAUUUUAAACCUUGGUUACAACUUCUUUGAUGACAAUAGCAUUCUACAAUCUUUGGGUGCUAUCACUUCGCUCAAGACUUUAAAUCUUACUGUGAAUUAUUUGGGGGGAUACUUUCCAGCAGAAGAAUUAGUUACGUUGAGAAAUUUGAACACGCUGGAUAUAAGCUCCAAUAGGUACAAUGGUACCCUCUCAAAUCAAGGUUUCGAAAGGCUAGCAGUAUUGAGAAACUUGGAGACAUUGAUCCUCGAUUCUAAUCUGUUUGAUAGCAGCAUCAUACCAUCUCUAAGUAACCUUACAUCCCUUAUGACAUUAAGCCUUUCAGAUAAUUAUUUGGGAAAUAAACGAGUAAAGGCCGACGUUGAAGAUGAUCAUGAUUCUUGGUGGUUAUGGUAUAUAAUUUAUCUGCAAGGUUUCGAAAGGCUCGCCGUAUUGAGAAAUUUGGAGACAUUGAAACUCAAUAAUAAUGGCUUUGAUGACAGCAUCAUAUCAUCUCUAAGUGGGAUUACAUCUCUUUCGGCAUUGAGUCUUGCGCAUAAUCAUUUGCAAGGAGUAAAUUAUGGUGAAGGUUGGAAAAUGUUGUCAAGAUUGGAGAAGUUGGUGAUAUUAGAUCUUAGUGACAAUUAUUACCUCAACGAAACUACUAGUUUUCUUCAAUCAAUUGCUGAAGUCAAAUCUCUUAAGAAUCUGAAUCUUGCUUCAUGUCGUUUGACGGGAUCCUUUGGAACCAAAGGUUGGGAAAUGUUGUCAAGAUUAGAGAACUUGGAGAUAUUAGAUCUUAGUCAUAAUUUCCUCAAUGAAACUAGUUUUCUUCAAUCAGUUGCUACAAUCAAAUCUCUUAAGACUCUCAAUCUUGCUCGGAAUAAGUUGAUGGGAUCCUUUCCAACCAAAGGUUGGGAAAUGUUUUCAAGAUUGGAGAACUUGGAGAUAUUAGAUCUUAGUCAAAAUUCCCUCAACGAAACUAGUUUCCUUCAAUCAAUUGUUGCAGUCAAAUCUCUUAAGACUCUCAAUCUUGCUUGGAAUGCGUUGACAGGAUCCUUUCCAACCAAAGAGCUAGCAAAUUUAAGCAACUUGGAGGUUCUUAUCUUGUCAGGUAAUCAUUUUAGUGGACAACUAGCAACCCAAGAAUUUUGUGCAUUGAAGAAGCUUGAAGUGUUAGAUCUAUCUCACAAUGACUUUGAGGGGAUCCCACCUCCAUGCAUAAACAAUAUGACAUCUCUUGUGGUGUUAGAUAUUUCCACUAACAAAUUCAAUGGAAAUGCUUCAUCAUCAUAUGUAAAAGGCAGCAGAACAAGUCUUGAGUACAUUGAUUUUAGUUAUAACCAGUUUGUGGGUUUAUUCUCAUUCAACUUAUUUGCUAAUUACUCUAAGCUGGAGGUUCUUAGAUUCAACGGCCAAAACGAUAAAGUUGAAAUAGAAACUGAAAGUUCCAUGGGUUGGUCCUUUUUGUUUCAGCUGAAGAUCAUUGAAUUGUCUGACUGUAUUCUGAACAAGUUCACCGGCAGUAUUUCGAAAUUUCUUCUUGUCCAACAUGAACUGGAUACAGUUAAUCUUUCUCACAGUAAGCUGAAAGGAAGCUUUCCAAAUUGGUUGAUUGAAAACAAUACAAGAUUGCGAGUGCUAGGUCUUCAAAAUAACUAUUUGGAGGGUCAGUUAUACUUACCAACAUUGAUCCACACGAAUAUGACCUGGAUGGAUGUCUCAACCAAUUACUUGGAUGGAAAACUUCAAGAAAAUAUUGGCAAGAUUUUUCCAAAUUUAUUAUAUCUAAAUCUUUCCAAUAAUAAUCUUGAAGGUAGUCUUCCUUCCUCAAUUAGUGGCAUGCUUUAUUUGGAGGUAUUAGAUCUUUCUUUCAAUAGCUUCUCAGGCGGGGUCCCAAGAGAAUUAAAUACAGGUUGCUUAUCAUUAACAGUAUUGAACCUUGCUCAUAACAGCUUCAAAGGUGCAAUUUUCGUUGGGAGAAACCAGAAAUUUCUGCUGAUGAAUGAUAAUGAAUUCACAAGUAUCAUACCAGUACUUAAUUCAACUAUUUAUCUGUGGUAUUUAGAUAUCAGCCACAACGAAAUUUCAGGUACAAUGCCCCAAUGGCUUGGGAACACGUCAUACGUGACAACUCUUAUUAUGGCUAACAAUGGUUUUUAUGGUCGGAUCCCAUGUGAACUAAGUAUGAGAGGUACUUUAGACCUUUCUCAUAACUUAUUUACGGGAUCGUUACCUUUUUGCUUGAAUCUACCAGAGCUUAAACACCUAUAUUUGCAAGGGAACAAUUUCACAGGACCAAUACCAAAAGUUCUUUUCAAUUUCUCAUCCCUUUUGACAUUGGAUAUUGGAGAUAACAACUUUACAGGCAGCAUCUCUGUUGAAAUCAAACAACUUCAAGGCUUAAAGGUACUUUUGUUGAGUGGCAAUCGUUUCACUGGUAUAAUUCCAAAUCAGUUGUGUUUGUUAACAGCGAUAAGGAUAAUGGAUCUUUCCAAGAAUGAUUUUUCUGGGACCAUACCACAAUGCCUCAAUGAAAUAAAUUUUGGGAAGACAGUAGAACCUAGUUCUAGUGGAAAAUUAUAUCCUAUAAGUCCGCUAGUUAUGCUAUCAGCUUACACAUAUAAAGGUUUCUCAAACAUGGUUGGUAACUUUUACCAGUAUACUGAAUAUGUUGAUGUAGAAGUACAGAUCGAGUUUGUAACCAAAUAUAGUUAUCAUUCUUGGAAGGGUCUUAUCGUUGAUUACAUGUCUGAAUUGGAUUUAUCAUGCAACAACCUAACAGGUGGCAUCCCACCUGUGAUAGACCAAAUGUCUUCAUUGCAUGCACUAAACUUGUCUCAUAAUCAGCUAACUGGUAAAAUUCCAAUAACAUUCUCGAAAUUGGCAUUAUUGGAAAGUUUAGACCUUUCUCAUAAUAGUUUGAGUGGAGAAAUUCCUUCAUCAUUGAUUGAUCUAAGCUUUCUUUCGGUAUUCAACGUGGCUCACAACAACUUAUCAGGCAAACUUCCGGAUAUGAAAGCACAAUUUGCAACAUUUGAGAAAAGCAGCUUUGAAGGAAACCUAUUUCUUUGCGGACGACCACUAGAUAAAAGUUGCAGCAAAGUAAACAAGUCAUAUCCAACACCAACCCAAUCUUCAAAUGCAGGUGAUAGAAAAUGGUAUGAAUUAGAUCCUCUGGUCUUCUGUACAAGUUUCUUGGUAUCUUACAUCAUUUUCUUUUAGACUGUUAUGAGUCUUCUUUAUAUUAAUCCUUAUUGGCUACAAAGAUGCUACAACUUCAUGGAAGAUCUUAUAUACUCUUGUUAUUAUUUUGUUUUUGAUACCUCAAAAAGGUUGUCAAAUUGUCUAUGUUGUUAAGAUACACUGAUUUUCUUUCGACAUCGUUAAAGAUAGUAGUAAUGGCCAAUUAUCUAUGAAUUUGGUUUUGAGCAAAUAGUAUUGGGAUUAAAUAUGAAAGAGAUGUUGCCUUAAA
Messenger RNA from Carya illinoinensis, 4001 nucleotides. Its product is annotated as receptor-like protein 45. Gene Ontology annotation, molecular function: protein binding. The transcript has 10 exons. Lineage: Eukaryota; Viridiplantae; Streptophyta; Magnoliopsida; Fagales; Juglandaceae. Bases 71 to 3751 code for a protein of 1226 amino acids. The record is from RefSeq and is a predicted model, not a curated record.